AUGUCUACAUACAGUGAAUCAACUUUGCAUCUCGAUAGUGACGGUGAAGAGGUGGAAUUCACCAGUGUUAACGGUGAUGGUAGUGAUAGAGAUACGUUAGAGAAAGAGGAUUGUAAUGGUCAUAAAUGUUUAAGUGAAGUUACAGAUGAAGAUAUAAGAGCUAUGGAAUUUAGCACAGAGGAAGAAGCGAUACAAUUUUACAUAACAUAUGCGCAUUUCCAUGGAUUUGCGGUAAGGAAAGAUGAUGUUGUACGCGAUCAUGAAAGGAAAAUUGUUGUCCGUCAAUUACUUUGCAAUAAAGAAGGAAAGAGUGAAAGAAAAAAUAAGAAGAAUGAGGAUAAAUAUCGGCAAACUAUGCGAACUGGCUGUCUUGCUAGAUUUCGAGUAGCCUAUGAUUAUGUUCGUAAGGUUUGGAGAGUUACUAAAUUUGAGUCAUCUCAUAACCAUGAAUUAACUCCUGCACGUUUUAUUCAUUUGAUUCCCAAUUAUCGUAAAUUAAGUGAAGCGGAUAAACAAGUUGUCAAUGGUUUGCAUUUGUCAUACCCUAAUUUUUGA
This is a messenger RNA of Vicia villosa (hairy vetch), 555 nucleotides long. Its product is annotated as putative protein FAR1-RELATED SEQUENCE 10. Lineage: Eukaryota; Viridiplantae; Streptophyta; Magnoliopsida; Fabales; Fabaceae. The record is from RefSeq and is a predicted model, not a curated record. The transcript has a single exon. Bases 1 to 555 code for a protein of 184 amino acids.